AUGGCGGAUCUCCUCUCCCGCUCCCAACAUGACAGCCUCGUUAUUCCCUUUGACAAGCAGUUCGAGCACCUCACCUUCAACAUAAACCUGAGGAUGAUUGCAGGGAAGAAGUUCUCGGACGCCGAGUUCGGCAUGGCAAGCUCCGAUGCCUGCCGCUUCAAGAAGGUGAUCGAGGACUUCCUGAACCUGAGCGGGGCUUUCUUCCUGUCGGACACGAUCCCGUGGCUCGAGUGGGCGGAUAUUCAAGGGCACGUGAGGGUGACGAAGGAGACGGGGAAGGAGCUCAACUAUGUCCUUGAUAAGUGGCUAAAGGAGCAUAUUGAGAGGAGGAAACGGAGAGGCAGACAUGAGAUGGAUGACGAAGAAGCCGAUAAUUUAUGGAGAUUCUGCUCGAGAGGGCUGUGUAAAAAACGAAUGCGACUCAAAAACCCAAGCGGGUCUGAGCCGAACUACCCCAAUUUUCAGGUUGUAGCAUUGUUAUUGAACAAUCCCCGCGCCCUGAAGCAUGCCCAAGAAGAGCUAGACACAGUCGUCGGACGGGAGCGGUGGGUCCAAGAAUCGGACAUCGGAAGCCUGAAAUAUCUCCAGGCCAUCGUGAAGGAGACUCUGCGUCUCUAUCCACCAGCUUCGUUAAUGGGUAUCCGCGAAGCCUUGGAGGAUUGUCACAUUGCUGGUUACUCCGUUCCUAGGGAUGCGCUUCUAUUAGUCAAUAUAUGGAAGCUUCAUAGAGACCCCACGAUGUGGUCCAACCCCGACGAAUUCUGCCCUGAGAGGUUCUUGAAGGAGCAUGAGAAGGUUGACAUCAGAGGCCAGAAUUUUCGAGUGCAUCCGUUUCAGUUCCGGACGAAGGUCGUGCCCGGGCGCCACGUUCGGGCUUCAACUGGUUCAUCUGACGCUGGCUCGCAUGCUGCAGGGUUUCAACAUGACGACUGUUGGGGACGGGCCAAUUGA
Messenger RNA from Punica granatum (pomegranate), 951 nucleotides. Lineage: Eukaryota; Viridiplantae; Streptophyta; Magnoliopsida; Myrtales; Lythraceae. The record is from RefSeq and is a predicted model, not a curated record.